UCAGCACUCUGACAGAAACAUGGCGGUGCACAUAGCCAAGUGCCUGGCAGCUCAUGCCUGUUUUUUAUUAAUAUCUUUAAUAUUUGACUCUGCUUUUGCCGACAGCCCUGCCGGAGACAUGCCACACCGGCGCUUCGAGUACAAAUACAGUUUUAAAGGGCCGCAUCUGACUCAGAGUGAUGGAAGAAUCCCAUUCUGGGUUCAUACUGGGAAUGCCAUUCCAAGUUCGGAUCAGGUCCGAAUCACCCCCUCUUUGCGUAGUCAGAAGGGUUCAGUAUGGACAAAAUCUCCUAUAAAUUUUGAAAACUGGGAGGCUGAAGUUGUAUUCCGUGUGUCCGGACGAGGGCGGAUGGGAGCUGAUGGGCUGGCCAUAUGGUUCACGACUGUUCAAGGUUUGGAGGGCCCUGUGUAUGGGGCUGCCGAUCAGUGGAACGGCGUGGGAAUAUUCUUCGACUCAUUUGAUAAUGAUGGAAAGAAAAAUAACCCUGCUGUCCUGGUGGUGGGUAACAAUGGAGAACUUGUUUAUGAUCAUCAGAAUGAUGGGACAACCCAGUCCCUGGGUACAUGCCUUAGAGAUUUCAGGAACAAACCCUACCCUGUACGUGCCAAAAUCAUCUACUACAAGAAAACAUUAUCGGUUUUCAUCAAUAGCGGCUUCACUCCUGAUAAAGAUGACUAUGAGUUCUGCACCAAAAUUGAGAACAUGAUCAUUCCUGAUACUGGAUACUUUGGCAUUUCUGCAGCCACUGGGGGACUUGCAGAUGAUCAUGAUGUGCUGUCAUUUUUUCUGUUCAGACUUACAGAGCCUGGGCAGGAUCUGCCUCCCCAUGAAAAAGAGAUUCCCAAAGAGGAGAAGGACAAGUACCAGGAGGAAUUUGAAAAUUUCCAACAAGAUCUGGACAAAAGGAAAGAGGAGUUUCAGAAAGAGCACCCUGAUGUUCAGGGGCAGCCCAUUGAGGACCUGUAUGAGAGCGUGAAUGACCGGGAGAUCCGGCAGGUGUUUGAGGGCCAGAAUCAGAUCCAUCUGGAAAUCAAGCAGUUGAAUCGGCAACUGGCCAUGAUUCUUGACGAACAACGCCGUUAUGUGUCCGUCCUCACAGAAGAGAUCUCCAAACGUGCAUCGCAACCACAGUCAGGACAGGCUCCCAGUCAUGAAAUGGACACGAUUAUCAACACGCAACAGGAGGUUUUGAGAAACCUUAAUGAAGUAAGAAAUUCGUUGGCAGGCUCGCUGAAGCAGUUAGCAGUGGGUCAACAGGAGGUUAACACAGGUGGCCUGGGAUCAUACGAGACAGUCCAGCACUUCAAUGACAUCAAAGAGCAUUUACACACAGUCAAGAGGAACAUCGAACAUAUCAUUCAGAAAAAUGUGAAUCCUGCAGAGAAGAUGAAAUGUCCUGAACUUCCUCCUCCACCCAGCUGCCUCUCCACCACACACUUUAUGAUCUUUAUCGUCAUUCAGUCCCUCAUCUUCUUCGGCUAUGUAAUGUACAAGAGUCAACAGGAAGCUGCAGCUAAGAAGUUCUUUUGAUGAAGCAGAAAUCUUGGUAAUCACAGCACAACAUGUACUUGAGGAAUUGUCAAUUUUUGUUAAUUUCCAGUUUGUUUGUUUUUCUGUUUGCAAACUGUAAAUUUUGAUGCUGGAAAAGUAUUUUGUUUGAGGAUUUUUUUAAUUUUAUUUUUUUAUCAUCGUUGUACAGGGUUUGAAUGGCUGCUCUUUUUCCAGUUGUGUGUGACAUUUUCAGAAAAAGAUUCCCAAAUAUGAUUUAAUAUAUUCCUUAGAUGCCUAACAUUGUAUUUACAUUUAAAUAUCAGUCCAAGGAUCAUUUAAAAAAAAAAAACUCAAUCCCUGUCCCCAGGCAUGUUCUGAACUGUGGUAAAAGUUGCUGCAAUAUCAUAAAGCAUAUGAACACAAUUCCUUUGGGACAAGCUUCACAAGAAGGCUGUUUUUUAUUAUUAUUAUUAUUAUUAUUCUUACAAAAGUGUUAAAGCCUAAUUGUACUGGUGGAAACAAGCACCCCAAAGGUGAAUGUGUUUUGAAUCAAAAACAUGGGAAAUAUGUUUUUCUUCUCAAACUAUUUACAUUAAAAAAAAAAACUAUUUGAAUGACCUUUGUGUUGCCUCUUUCUGCCAACUUACCAAAACAUUUUGUAAAAAUGUUCACCAUAGGGGCUGUUCAGGCAGAACAUAUUCUCAGGUUAAAAAAAGCUAGAUGCAGCAGAAUGAAUGGAACAGAAUGCGGGUGUCUCGAGGCAUACUUUUUAAACUUAACAUGGCAUCUUAAAGGGAUAGUUCACCCAAAAAUGAAAAUUCUCUCAUAAUGUACUCACCCUCAUGCCAUCCAAGAAAGUGUAUUGCUUUCUUCAGCUGAACACAAAGAUUUUUAGAAGAAUAUAUCCACUCUGUAAGUCCAUACAAUGCAAGUGACUGAUGGCCAGAACUUUAAAAGUCCAGAUCAAUAUUGUAGUCCUUUUUAUCUAUAAAUCUCCACCUUCACCUUCACAUGCUUCUUUGUUUUUGCCUAUUCACAUUUUUGUGCAUAUCGCCACCUAUUGGGCAGGGAGGAGAUCUGUUUUCACCCACACCUAUCAUAUGACUUCUGAAGACAUGGAUUUAUCCACUGGAGUCGUAUUCAUAUCUUUACCGCUGCCUUUAUGUGCUUUAAGUUCUGGCCACCAAUUAAUUUGUAUUGUAUUGUAUGAACCUUCAGAGCGGAGAUAUUCUUCUAAAAAUGUUUUUGUGUUCAGCAGAAGAAAGAAAGUCAUACACAUCUGCGAUGGCAUGAGGGUGAGUAAAUGAUGAGAGAAUUUGGGUGAAAUAUCCCUUUAAAUGUAGUGCUCAUGUGAAAGAUGAUGCCACCGUUGCUACAACCCCAUCACGAUUGGUGUACUUUUUAUUUGAGUUGAUAAGUAUAUUCUAGUAUAACUCUUGUGUCUUGUAAAAAAUUGCACAUUAUAAUUGGAAAAUAAUAUUAAUAACACGUAACAUUGAUCUUAAAACAUGUUUUGUGCCAACCUUGUUACGGUCAAAAUGUGCAAAAAUAUCUAAUGUCAUUGCACUGGUAAUGCAUUUCUACAGACACUUUUCUUGUGUUCAUAAUUCACAUAAAAGGCACAUUAAUAUGUAAUA
Molecule: messenger RNA, 3129 nt
Organism: Xyrauchen texanus (razorback sucker)
Lineage: Eukaryota; Metazoa; Chordata; Actinopteri; Cypriniformes; Catostomidae
Product: protein ERGIC-53-like
Exons: 13
Coding region: 20-1531 (503 amino acids)
Biological process (GO): Golgi organization; endoplasmic reticulum organization; endoplasmic reticulum to Golgi vesicle-mediated transport
Cellular component (GO): endoplasmic reticulum membrane; Golgi membrane; COPII-coated ER to Golgi transport vesicle
Molecular function (GO): D-mannose binding
Source: RefSeq, a predicted model, not a curated record